AUGACGGACGAGGACAUUAACUGUGAACCAUGUUCUCGGGAAGAAAUAAAAGUACCAGCAAGCCGUUAUUGUUAUGAGUGCUCCGAGAAAAUAUGCGAAGACUGUGUAAAACUACAUAAGAAAAUCAAAAGUCUGUCAAAUCAUAAACUUUGUUACCUCGGCGACGGAGAAUCAGAUGUUGCUCAAUUUGAUUUCUUGAAGUCACUCACAAAGUGUCCGGAGCAUCAGGCAGAGGAGGUUCGAUACAUCUGCAAGGACCAUGACCAGUUAUGUUGUAACGAGUGUGCGAUAGUAAGGCACCGGAAGUGUGAUCAUAUGAUCUCUAUUGCAGACGAACUAUCCAAGUUUGAAAUUUCAGACCAGGAUAUAAAUUUCAGACUGGGUGAAAUUUUGGAUAGUUCCGAAAAGCUGACAGAAUACGAAACUAAGCACCAGUCUACAGUAAAAGCUUCAAAGAUGCAAAUAAGAGAAAAGCUUGCAGCGUUUAAAAUGAAAAUAGAUGAAGCUUUCUGUAAAAUGGAGCAAACUAUUUUACAGGAUGCUGACGACAGAAGCUCCAACAUAUUGAAGGGAAGUAAUACACAACUUGAAAGCAUUGAAACGCUGAAAACUGAGGUUAAUCAGUCACGUGACAACCUUUGUACUGCUCUUAACAAUGGAGAAAAACUUCAUUUAUUCCUGAUUGAGAGGCUGUUGAAAACAGAACUUAAACGACACGAAGACACGCUUCAAAAUCUUCGAAGUGACUCAAGCGUGAAAUGUCUUACUUUAGUAGACGACAUUUCUGAACAAGACUUGAUGAAAACCAUUGCUUCCUGUUCUCAUCUCGAAGAGCUAACAUCUAGUGCUGGAAUACCUUCAAAUACAGAAAUAUGCGAGAUCGCUGUCACCGGAGAACCAGUAUUUAUUAGCGAAAUGAAAUUGAAUAUUUCGUCAGGUAAUGCACGUGCGUGCGUGUGGAUAGACAACUUUGUUAUCGUUGGUUUACAAGAAAUGAAGCAGCUUCGAUUGUUUGAUAUAAAUAAGGAAUCACUUAAAUGCAAUAAAACAGAAAACGUGUCCUCACAGCCAUUGUCUUUGAAAAAAGUAGAUGAUUCAAGAUUUGCUGUCUGUUACCCAUUUAACAACAGUAUUGAGCUAAUGAAGAUCAGUAAAGGGACAUUUGAAACGGUGAGUACGUUCAAAACAGACGGUGCUAUCUGGGAUAUUUCGUUCAACAAAUUACAACGCCAAAUUAUAGGUAUUUCCAGGUCUGGGACUAUUGAUGUGUUCCAACUGGAUGGUACUAAAUCUGGCUCUGUCCCAUUAACACCCAAAAUGUCUUAUGUUGUGAAGAAUGCGUACGGAAUUUGUUUCGAUACAGGCACUAACGUGCUGUACAUAUCUAGCCGCGAUCUGCAUCAAGUGGUGGCGGUGAAGUUAGAUGGUACAUUAGUUUUCGAAUACAGUCAACAAAAUUUACAGUAUCCUUGGCAACCAGACAUCGAUGCCAAAGGAAAUAUUUAUAUACCGGGUGUUGGAGGGAUACAUCAGAUUGAUAGAAAUGGAAAACUCCUACGUGAAAUAAAGCUUCCUGGCCAUGGACUUUGUGUUACCUUUGAUGAAAGUAACACCAAGUUCAUAGUGUCUUUUGGCAAUCCUUCACGUAUCCUCAUGUACAAAUUGAAAUAA
This is a messenger RNA of Mercenaria mercenaria, 1671 nucleotides long. RefSeq lists its product as uncharacterized. NCBI's taxonomy places the organism in Eukaryota, Metazoa, Mollusca, Bivalvia, Venerida, Veneridae. The record is from RefSeq and is a predicted model, not a curated record. Gene Ontology annotation, molecular function: zinc ion binding. The transcript has a single exon. Bases 1 to 1671 code for a protein of 556 amino acids.